Messenger RNA from Scophthalmus maximus (turbot), 1100 nucleotides. Its product is annotated as axonemal dynein light intermediate polypeptide 1-like. The record is from RefSeq and is a predicted model, not a curated record. The transcript is spliced from 6 exons. The coding region runs from base 145 to 861 and encodes 238 amino acids. Gene Ontology annotation, molecular function: dynein heavy chain binding. NCBI's taxonomy places the organism in Eukaryota, Metazoa, Chordata, Actinopteri, Pleuronectiformes, Scophthalmidae. Gene Ontology annotation, cellular component: filopodium; axoneme.
CUCUCACAAUCCCAUUUGACUUAUAGCAGACACAGAGGCGAGACACUGAGUUACUUGGCCACAUUUGAAAAUACAAAACCGGGCGGAGACCACCACCCGGAAACACAAGCACAAUUUCUGGAGGGACUCUGGCUCUUAGACAAAAUGGCAGAAAAAAACGUCGUGCUAGACCAAACUGGGGACCUCUCCCAAGUGCGCCAAAAGAAGGUGCGCUAUUUAAGUGCGAGCGCUGAUCCUCCGCCCCAAUCCGCCCCCACUGAGGCCACGGGGCAGAAGAACAAAGAAAUCCUGAACGGCAUGUUUCCACCCAGGGACUGGGAGGAGGGGAACCAACUGUGGCUGCAGCAGGUGUCCAGUGCACCUUGUACAAGAACAGAUGUCCUGAACCUGGAGGACCUACUGAACAGGAAGCUGGAGCAAAGGCAGGCCAGAAGAAAGGGCAUCUGCCCUGUCCGCAGGGAGCUCUUCUCCCAGUGCUUUGAUGAGCUAAUCCGACAGGUGACCAUCAACUGUGCCGAGAGGGGCCUGCUGCUGUUGCGGGCUCGAGAUGAGAGCCAGAUGACCAUCGCCGCCUUCCAGACACUGUAUGAGAGCAGCGUGGCUUUCGGCAUGAGGAAAGCGCUGCAGGAUGAGCAGGGCGAGGCUGUCAUGAAGAAAAGUAUCUCUGAUCUGGAGACUGAGAUACACGGCCUGAAGAAGAAGCUGAACAAAGAGAAGGCCAAAUGCGAGGCAAUUGAGAAGAGAGAGAAUGAGAAGCGACAGUCGGAGGAGAGGAAGUACACGACGGAGUUACAGUUCCUCACGAAAACCAACCUGCAGCUUGAGACCCAGCUGCAAGGGGUCACCACACCGAAGAAAUAACUGAGAGAACGUGCGGGCGGAGAGUCAAAGCUCCACUGAACAGUCUAUCCCCUCUAACUCUAAGUAGUAAUGACUGCAUGAGCUGCUUCACUUUUAAAAUGAUAACCAGCAGGGAUGAAAUUCAUCACCUUCUUCCCACAAAUAGCACACAAACACUGUCCAACACUGUAGCCUCAGAAACAACAGACAAUGUCUCUUGUGAUUUGGUGCUAUGCAAUUAAAAAUUGAGUUGAAUUGAA